Molecule: messenger RNA, 3231 nt
Organism: Oncorhynchus mykiss (rainbow trout)
Lineage: Eukaryota; Metazoa; Chordata; Actinopteri; Salmoniformes; Salmonidae
Source: RefSeq, a predicted model, not a curated record
GUGUUGGCGUGGAUUGCGUCAAUUUCCCGGAUUGAGUUCGGACGCCAUCUUUAAACCAGUGCUACCGGUAGUUAGAUAGUGGGGACGCUGAGCUGCUGCUCCACCAGGAACCGCAGUCUGAGACAGACCCACGGUCGAGCCUCUCCUUCAGGCCGCACAUCAUCGACAGCCCGACCUCGAACACCAUGGCAGAUCGAGAACACUUAGUAUACCAGGCCAAACUCGCCGAACAGGCCGAGCGAUACGAUGGACAUCGAUGGCCCAAUGGGUUUCUGGGUGCAUUCAACAUCGAGGAGGAGAGGGAGAAGCCAGGUGGACAAGACCAGGGUGCAGUUCUGGGUUCGGGUUCAGAAAGCAGGGAAUGGAUCCAUAUCUUGUUGGCCUUCAGGAUAGCCUAGACCGGAGGUUCCAACACCGGUAGAUUUUGGGGGCCUUCGGUCUGUUGGGACCUCAGCCUGCUUUCUCUAGUGAGAGGAUAAACACCUUUAACCUGAACCUCUUCCCCAAGCAGUUCUUGCAACCGCCAGAGGCUGCUGUGCUGCAAGAGUGGUUGUCUUACAAGCAACAUGUGUUUGUUGGAGCAUUCAAGGGGUUGGACCAGAUGAUGGCAAUGACAACGCUGGCCUUUCAGUUUGAUGAGUGGAGGCUAUCUACACUUGCCUUAUCCAGCUUGCAGCAAUCGCACUGACUAUACCAGUGUCUUCCGUUAAUUGUGAGAGGGACUUCUCUGCAAUGAAACGAGUCAAAACAGACUUGAGGAACAGACUGCAGAGAGAGCAUCUAGCCGCCUGCAUGCGGCUCUGCAUCAACAACCCCCCCCCCCCAAUCAAGCAGCUCAAUUACAGGAGGGCGUUGGAAAUCUUUUUCCAAAAGCCCAGAAGAAUAAAGUGCUCUGACAAAGGCUGUUACCUAAGUCAGAACUAGGUUUUUGUCAGAACCUAGAAAGAGAUUUCCUACGCCCUCCUUUUGUGAUGAACAUGAAUCAGGGGACUCUAAUUCAUGUUCCUCUGUUAAUUUUGUCAAUAUAAACGUUUUUAAUUCAGAAAGGUCUCUGUGUUUCUUUAGAUAGCUGCAGCACUCAACCUUAAGUUGCAUCCUGUAUACUAUAAUCAUUUUACCAAUACGUUAUUGAGAUACUUUCUAGAGGUAGAAAUAUAUUUAAGAUGGUUUGAGUGUUUUUCCUUUUUAAAUGCCACCAGAAUCAAGCUUUUCAGUACUUGUUUUGGGAGAGAGGACCCCUGAACACAUGAGAAUGAGCAAUGUGAAGAAAAUGGUGGAGUCCAUGAAGAAUGUGGCCGGCAUGGACGUGGAGCUGACGGUGGAAGAGCGGAACCUGCUGUCGGUGGCGUACAAAAACGUGAUCGGAGCCAGAAGAGCAUCCUGGAGGAUAAUCAGCAGCCUCGAACAGAAAGAAGAGAACAAAGGAGGCGAAGACAAACUAAAGAUGAUCAGGGAAUACAGGCAAACGGUGGAGACUGAGCUAAAAUCAAUCUGUAAGGACAUUCUGGAUGUACUGGACAAGCACCUCAUUCCAGCUGCAAACACGGGAGAAUCAAAGGUUUUCUACUACAAAAUGAAGGGAGACUACCACAGGUACCUGGCAGAGUUCGCCACGGGUAACGACAGGAAGGAGGCGGCGGAGAACAGUUUGGUAGCCUACAAAGCCGCGAGCGACAUCGCCAUGAUCGAGCUCCCCCCGACUCACCCCAUCCGCCUGGGACUGGCACUCAACUUCUCCGUAUUUUAUUAUGAAAUUCUCAAUUCCCCUGACCGCGCAUGCAGGUUGGCGAAGGCGGCAUUUGACGAUGCCAUUGCAGAACUGGACACGCUGAGCGAGGAGAGCUACAAGGACUCCACGCUCAUCAUGCAGUUGCUACGCGACAACCUUACAUUAUGGACUUCAGACAUGCAGGGAGACGAUUCUUAAGGACAACCCCUCUUCAUUCCCUCUAUAGAACUGUAUUUUGUGAAGAACAGAAUAAAGAAGCACUGCAAGAUGUGGAGGAUGAGACCCAGCAGUGAGACUUUACGGCCAAUUCCCUCUCUCUCUCUCUCCCUCCUAUUACCUCCCCUAUCUGCCCCGCUAGCCCCAGGUCCUACUACGUGUCACAGUGAGAGCUCCCAAACUUGGCUUUUACUCCCGACGUCCACUCGCUCUAUUUCUCCCCACCUCUUCUUUCUUUAAUUCUUUCUUUAUGUUCUAUCACUCUCUGUCAGCUCAUAGCCCCUCUGUGCUUCCUAGGGCUAUCUCUUCUGGUUUUUAUUUUCUUAUAAAAAAUCCUAUUAAAUUCACCUAUUUCAGUGGAAAUAAUAUACUUCCACGUUAAAACACAACAGAAAAUGUAAAAAACUAAAGCUUCGAGCUGUUCCUGGUUGUUACCUUUUAUUGAUUUGUAUAACUCCUGUUGCAAGCCUGUAAGGUUCACAUCGUUCCCUUUACUUCCUUUUUUUGUUAAUUUUUUAGUUUACAUUUUUGCCAUGUCAUCAGUUGCCAAGUGUGUUGCUUGGGGUCGUCAACGUUCACACAAUUAACGAGUUGAUUUUUAAAACACAAACGUUUGCUGUAACUCUUUUUCCAUAACUGUGAUGUCUUUGUGCUACUUUACGCUAAUCGUCUAAGCUUUUGGUCGCAAAUUAGGGAUGGUUGUGAAUUGGCGGUUUUUAAAAGGGACAUUUUAAUGCCCUCUUUAUUUGUGAUUCUUUCUCUCGCGCUAUCUCUCGUUGCAAGACUCUGUUUUAUCAAUGUUGAUAGCUGAACUUCCCAUGACUUUCUCUUUGCGAUCACCCCUCAAGUCCAGGGCAUGGACCACGCAUUUUUGUGCUCAAGAGGCUGUAGCGCUGCUUUUUUACUCAUUGCUGACGUAAGGACACGAUGGCUUGUAGCAGUUGGAGGGGGAAAAAAACUAUCUCCCUCCCUCUGAUGUUAGGUAAAGCAGGUUUGCAUUGGCACUGUCAAAAUAAAAACCUGCUUAUGUCAUCUUGUAUCCCCAUUCUGUUCCAGAAUGUUCCCUUUCUCUCUCUCUCUUUCUUUCUUUCUUUCUUUCUUUUUUUCUCUCUUUCUCUCUGUCCUGCCCCCAUAUUUUCUCUCUUGUUCAGUAUGUGUAACUUGAAUCUGAUUUGUACUACUGGAUAUUCUGACUGGAGCCACACGCACUGUCUGUAUUCUUACAGAAACACAGCAUGGAAAUUAACAUUAAACUUCAAAUUAAAAAAAGGAACUUAAAUUAAAAA